Molecule: messenger RNA, 4643 nt
Organism: Mobula hypostoma (lesser devil ray)
Lineage: Eukaryota; Metazoa; Chordata; Chondrichthyes; Myliobatiformes; Myliobatidae
Product: zinc finger protein 420-like
Exons: 6
Coding region: 361-3528 (1055 amino acids)
Source: RefSeq, a predicted model, not a curated record
AUAACACGCAUGCGCGCAGUACACAAAGGCCUCACGGAACCGGCUCCAGGUUAAAAACAAUAAGGAAUUUGUCUAAGAGAAUCUCAAUCUCAACACGUCUCUGCCCAAAUAUUUAAGAAGUGCAGCAAGGGAUUCAAUCAACCGUCCUUCCUGCUCAGAGUGUGGGGAGGGAUUCACUGGGUCAUUUCAACUGAAGGUACAUCAGCAAGUUCACACUGGGACAAGGCCACUCAUCUGUCUGUGUGUGAGAAGGGAUUCAGUUGGUCAUCCCACCUGUGGACACACCAGUCAGUUCACCCUGGGUAGAGGCUGGUCAUCUGCUGAAUUUGUGGGGAAGGAUUCACUUGGUCAUCUGACUUAAUGGCUCACCAGCGAGUUCACACCGGGGAGCGGCCAUUCACCUGCUCGGACUGUGGGAAGGGAUUCACUCGGUCAUAUAAUCUGAAGGUACAUCAGAGAGUUCACAAUGGAGAGAGGCCGUUCACUUGCUCAGACUGCGGGAAGGGAUUCACUCGGACAUCCGACCUACUGGUACACCAGUCAGUUCACACUAGGGAGAGGGCAUUCACCUGCUCAGACUGUGGGAAGGGAUUCACUCGGACAUCCGACCUACUGGUACACCAGUCAGUUCACACUAGGGAGAGGGCAUUCACCUGCUCAGACUGUGGGAAGGGAUUCACUCGGUCAUCCGACCUACUGGUACACCAGUCAGUUCACACUAGGGAGAGGCCAUUCACCUGCUCAGACUGUGGGAAGGGAUUCACUACAUCAUCUCACCGACACAGACACCAGUCAGUUCACACUGGGGCGAGGCCAUUCACCUGCAAAGACUGUGGGAAAGGAUUCACUCAGGCAUCUCACCUACUGAGACAUUGGUCAGUUCACACUGGGGAGAGGCCAUUCACCUGCUCCGACUGUGGGAAGGGAUUCACUCAGGCAUCUCACCUACUGACACACCAGUCAGUUCACACUGCCGAGAGGCCGUUCACCUGCUCAGUCUGUGGGAAGACAUUCACUCGGUCAUCCGACCUACAGAGUCACCAGCGAGUUCACACUGGGGAGAAGCCGUACACCUGCUUAGACUGUGGAAAGGGAUUCACGCGAUCAUCCACCCUAUUGGCACACCAGUCAGUUCACACUGGGAAGUGGCCAUUCACCUGCUCAGAAUGUGGGAAAGGAUUCACUCAGUCAUCCGAACUACUGGCACACCAGUCAGUUCACACUGGGGAGUGGCCAUUCACCUGCUCAGACUGUGGAAAAGGAUUCACUCGGUCAUCCGAACUACUGGCACACCAGUCAGUUCACACUGGGGCGUGGCCAUUCACCUGCUGUGAAUGUGGGAAGGGAUUCGCUCGGUCAUCUCAUCGACAGAAACACCAGCGAGUUCACACUGGGGAGAGGCCAUUCUCCUGCUCAAAUCUUGGGAAGAGAUCCCCUCAGCCAUCACCACCAAAUGUGCAUCAUGUUAAGGGUGCUGCAGAUUGUCUCAGCAAUUGUCUGGAGGACGUGGUCAUGCGACCACUGAUAAUGGCCAUCGGCAAAGAGCUCUGGGGCAGCAGCUCAGAAGAUGCUCUAGUGUUCCAGUCUUCUCACAGAGGGGGCAAGCUGGUCGUUCUGCAAGGCCCCAGCUGGGCAGUUCUCACUGCCACUCUUGUUCCGGCAACCUUUGGAUCUGAAGAUUCCCGGAACUGCAGGACCUCUCUUGCUCGCAAAACCUCGAACUCCUCCUCGAUGGAUUUCAGGGGGAGCCUCGGUUUGCAGUUAUUCCCGUGCAGAGCGAUGCUGCUGAUGUUCCUCGGUAAACCCAGCCACCUUCGCAGGACCCGGCUGACUACCCUCUCUAAUUCAGCAACAGUGGAAAUUGGAAAUAGAGAAGCAGUGGAGCCGUGUGAUGACUCCAGUGUGCUCCAAGCAGCCUGGUUCCCUUGGGACGCCGCCCUUCUGGACGGAGGCAUCAAUGUAAUUGUUCCUCAGGAAGUACUCUGUCAGGCGCUCUGCCACCACCCUGAAGAAGAUCUUCCCUUCAACACUCAGCAAGGAUAUUCUAAACUGGCUGAUGUUCUCGGAGUUCUCUUGUUUUGGUAUCCACUCCCCGUUUGCAUACUUUCAUUGCUGGGGCACUUUGCCUCUGUUCCAGACGACCUUGAGGAUUCUCCACAGCCGCCGGAGAAGCCGGGGGCAGCGUUUGUAGAUGUUCGAGUUCACACUGGGGAGAAGCCAUUCACCUGCUCUGAAGGUGGGAAAGGAUUCACUCAAUCAUCUCAACUGAAUGAACACCAGCGAGUUCACACUGAAAAGAUGCCGUUCACCUGCUCAGACUGUGGGAAGGGCUUCACUCACUCCUCCAAACUACAGAGACACCGGCGAGUUCACACUGGGGAGAGGCCAUUCACCUGCUCAGACUGUGGGAAGGGAUUCACUCAAUCGUCCAACCUACAGACUCACCAGCGAGUUCACACUGGGGAGAGGCCAUUCACCUGCUCAGACUGUGGGAAAGGAUUCAUUCUGUCAAAUCACUUGCUACAACAUCAGUUAGUUCACACUGGGGAGAGGCCAUUCACCUGCUCAGACUGUGGGAAGGGAUUUGCUCGGUCAUCUGACCUACAGACACACCAGCGACUUCACACUGGGGAGAAGCCAUUCACCUGCUCAGACUGUGGGAAAGGAUUCAUUCGGUCAAAUCACCUGUUGCAACAUCAGUUAGUUCACACUGGGGAGAGGCCAUUCACCUGCUCAGACUGUGGGAAGGGAUUCACUCGGUCAUCUGACCUACUGACACACCAGCGAGUUCACACUGGGGAGAGGCCAUUCACCUGCUCUAAAUGUGGGAAGGUAUUUGCUCAGUCACCUCAACUGAAGGUACAUCAGCGAGUUCACACUGGGGAGAAGCCGUUCACUUGCUCUGAAUGUGGAAAGGGAUUUGCUCGGUCAUCUCAGCUCCUGAGACACCAGCAAAUCCACUCUGGGGUGAAACCAUUCCUCUGCUCAGAAUGUGGGAAGGGAUUCACCGAUGCAGCUCAGCUGAAAGAUCAUCAGUUUGUUCACACUGUGGAGAGGCCAUUCACCUGCUCCGACUGUGGGAAAGGGUUCACUCGUCGUUCUCGACUACUGACACACCAGUUAGAUCACACUGGGGAGAAACCAUUCACCUGCUCAGAAUGUGGGAAGAGAUUCACCCAUUCCGCUCAACUGAAGGAACAUCAGCGACUUCACACCGGGGAAUGGCCAUUCACCUGCUCUGAAUGUGGGAAGGGAUUCACUCGGUCAUCUCGACUGAAGGUGCAUCAGCGAAUUCACACUGGGGAGAAACCUUUCAGCUGCUCUGAAUGUGGGAAGGGAUUCAGUCAGUCAUCCAAACUUGUGAGGCAUUACCAAAUUCACGCUAGGGAGAAACUGUUCACGUACUCAGAUUGUGGGAAAGAAUUCACUUGGUCAUCUGAGUUUAAAAUACAUCAGCGAAUUCACACUGGGGGAUGCCACUCACCUGUUCUGGAUGUGGGAAAGGAUUCACUCAGACAUCUCAGUUAAGACUAUAAGAUAUAGGAGCAGAAGUCGGCCAUUCGACCUUUCGAGUCUGCUCCACCUUUCAAUCAUGGGCUGACCCAAUUCUUCCAGCCAUCCCCACUCCCCUGCCUUCUCCCCAUACCCUUUGAUGCCCCGGCUAAUCAAGAACCUAUCUCUCUCUGCCUUAAAUGCACCCAAUGACUUGCCCUCCAAAGUUGCUUGUGGCAAAAAAUUACACAAAUUUACCACCCUCUGACUAAAGUAAGUUCUCCUCAUCUCUUUUCCAAAUGGAUGUCCUUCAAUCCUGAAGUUGUGCCCUCUUGUCAUAGCCUCCCCUAUCAUGGGAAAUAUCUUUUGCACAUCUAAUCUGUUCCGAGCUUUUAACAUUCAGAAUGUUUCAAUUAGAUUCCUCUCCCGACCCCCUGCCCCCCAUUCCCCUGAACUCCAGGGCCUGCAGCCCAAGGGAAGCCAGAUGCUUCUCGUAUGUGUAACGUGCUGUAAGGUUUCACUGCUAAUGUAAUGGCUUCUUUGUAAUGUUCACUGCUGAAGUAACAGUUUCUCUGUAGCAGCAAUGUUCGUGUUAUGGCUGGCGAUAACAGGACUGUGGGAUGCAUGUCAGCCAAUCAGGAUUUUGUUACUCUGUCUCGUGAAUCCGGGAGCAGUUGAUUUUGUCAGAGACAGAGAUGGAGAGAGAAGAUGUGAAUGGACAGAUUUGCUAAACCGCCAGACAGGGUGGACUUGGAGCGAGGGUCCAAAGGGCAGUGACGAUCGGAGGAGGCUGAUGGGGACCGAUCGGCCUAUCAGUGAGCUCCAAUUUUGCGCACAGACUGUUUAAUAAGAUUGGGCCCUUUUUUCAAUUUUGUUUCUCUACUAACCAUACAGUCAAAGUAAGAGUUAUAAAGCUUAAUGGUUUACUCACAAAGUGUGUACUGUUUGCUAUUUCGCGGUACUGAUUUGUAACAGGGAACACAUCGAGCAGCAUCCACCCAAAGGAGAUUUCUUCAGUUUGGCCGGGCAGGGGGUUAUCACCCCUUAGAUUAAGCCGCUAGGCAAAGUGAGAAUUACAAUUGUGGGGGCUACGUUCGGGAUUGAUUCUGUUGGAUGCUGUGCGAUUACCCUGAGAAAUGAACCAGUGGGGC